Messenger RNA from Symbiodinium sp. CCMP2456, 3228 nucleotides. The record is from the annotation of a GenBank genome assembly. NCBI's taxonomy places the organism in Eukaryota, Dinophyceae, Suessiales, Symbiodiniaceae.
AUGUCUGCCAAGAGCCAUGCGCCAUCCCGCGCCCGAGAGAGAGCUCAGAGGUGCCCGGCGCUGCCUCUCGAUGCCGCUCCAUUGCCUCCUCCGCAUCCUGGCGAGUUCGCACGGAAUCUUCUUUGGAAACGUGGGCUCAUGGUCACGGACCGGAAGGUUGCUCUUGCACGUCUGCGCCGGCGCUGUGUGCAGAGGGAGAACUGCUUCCCGCUUGGCCGCUUCGCAGAGCAGCAGGACCUCACAUGCGAACGUGGAAGGGGGAUUUGUUCGGCGACAAAGGAGCUGCCAGCCAUACUGAAGGAGUGGAAGGUGCUGAGACGGCAGCGAGGGGCAGCAGCCUCUUAUGCACGCGAGCUCCGCAACUGCCAAGAAGGUGUUGAGGAGUUCCUGUCCGAUGCCACUGCAGCCAUGGCUCGGCUGCUGCACCGCUCGCCGGCAAAGCUCCGUCAGCGUGUGCACACUGCAGUUCAACGGGACUGGCAGGUGAUGCGGCCGCAGCACCAGCUGCUCUUCUUGGCCACCGCGGCUCAGCGUGCGCUAGACCGCACCGAGCGGGUCGGCAUGGAGCGCGCCGUUUGCGAGACGCUCCAAAGCCGGUCGAGGCAGGUCUCUGAGCCCUUGCCGGGACUCCGACAGCUCUUGCAGAGGGCACCAGCCUCCAGCGAGCUUUACGGUGAAGGACCUGAUUCCACCUUCCGCCAUCCCUUCGUUAAGGAGCUGCUUCGGCGGGCACAAGCCCAGGUCUCUUGGGAGCCCUGGGUGAUCUGCGUGCGCAGCUACGCCAGGCCAAAGAGCCUGAUGUCACAGACCAUGAAUGUCUUGCGAUGUUCCGGGCUGCUCGAAUACUGGGACCGAAUUCAUGUCUUCGUUUCACAUGAAGACCCCGACUUCCUAUCGGGGUGCUAUGAGGAAGCGUUGGGGCAGCUACAUGAGAGGAUCAUCGUGGGCGUCAAGGGCGCCGACCUGCAGGUCCGCUUCAUCGAGGAAUGCUUUCUGCCGGGCCAGCACGUGGUGGUUAUGGACGACAACUUGCUUCGCUUCGUCCGUCACGAGGCCGGCGAGGAGUUCCCUGGAGACCUCGUUGCGACGAUUGAGGCGGCCGCUGAGGCGAUGCAGCGCUUCCAAGCCCACCUCUGGGGCAUCUCUCCGACCAGCAACAAGAAGUUCCUCAAGGAGGCACCUGAGAUUAGCACUGCUCUGGGUCUGGUGUACGGGGCCUUGUUCGGCUUUCGAGUCCUGCACGAUCCGGAUCUCUACACCCGUUUCGGCCAGGUGAAGGAUGAUUUGGAGCGUUCGCUACGCUACUGGCAUCGCGAUGGUGUUGUCGUGAGAUUCCGACGCAUGUCUUGCACGAAAGCCCAAAGACCUGGUGUCUACGCGAGCAGGAAGGGCGGCAUCUCCGCCAGCAUCGGUGAGACCGGACACAAGCUGCAGGGCGACUUCGCGCUUGCACGGCUCUCCGAACGUUUCUCGCAGUACAUCCGCUUGCCCAAUCCAGAGAUCGAUCAGAAGAGGGACCCAAGUACAGGAGCCUUUCUUACCCUCUCUAGCAAGAAGCCCUGCUGGAAGGCCGGAUCUCAGGUAGCGGACUGUGGUGUGGUUUGGAUGCGGAAGAAAAGUUCAAAAAGUACCACGAUCCCCUGCGGGCCGUGGGCCUUGGCUCCCACAGGCAGCAAGCUGCUCACGGGCUUUUGCUGCAGAGCCUGUCGUGGAGAAUCCGACAGCCCGUGCCACUGCAUUGACCCUGUCGAAGAGGAAGCUCGGCAGCUCUUCUUCCUGGAGGGUUUGGAGGGAGCCCGGGCAGUUGCGAGGCUCUCGGCUCUGGGGAGCUUCCUGGAGGAGCGCGCCCUGCGAGCGCUGGAGCACGAGUGGCGCCGGCUUCCUCGCCGGCAGAGGGCCGACAUGAAGGCGCUGGCAGCACGAGACUUGGAGCAGAAGCAGUGGUGCCCCUGCCAGGCCGUGAUGGCUGCGGAAGCUGCGCGACCUUCCGAGCUAGAGCGGGAAGAGGCGCAUGGGGAAGCAAAAGAGGAAGACCCAGCAGUUCUGAAAGCUCGCGCUGCCAGCUAUGGCAGAGCUCUGCAGCUUUGUGCUUGCUGCCCGGGGAAGGAGAAAGCGGGCCUGAAGUGGCUAGACGACAUGCAAGACAACAGGAAGUUGCAGAAGGAGAUCAGCAUGGCUGACUUCUUGGCAGCCUUCCACUUAUGCGAGGCUUGUGACGAGUCAUUGCUUCGAGUGUUCACGUUGCUUGUGGAGAUGCACGACAAGAACGGUUUCGUUCUCGACACGCCGCUGGAGUCUCACGAAGGCGAAGGACAGGAGGGCGUGUCCUGGCUUCGCGACCGAUUCGGGGAGGACGUGUGGGCAGCCCUGGCGCGCCAUGCGGACUCCUGGCUCCUUCCCGCGACUCAGAGCGCGGCUACAUGCCCGGCAUUCCGAAGGUGCAGCUCCGCGGUGCUGCGUCUGGGAAGUUUGCUCCGGAGAGGGAGCCAACACAAACCAGAAGUCGAUGGCCUAGUGAAAAGCCAGUGGGUGCGGCCAAUUCUGGAGGCUUUGGACUCUCCGAGCCCGGCAGCGAUGGUGAAGCUGCGGGAGACUCCCGACCUUGGCGCCUUCACGGCUGAUGCUUUCAGGCAUCUUGGCAUUACUGUCAGCGACGCCGACGGCUGGUCUGCGGAGGCAGCGCGGCAGCUGCGCCGGCAGGCAAUGCUGGACAAAUGGUCUCAGUGGUCAGGCUCUCCACCAGGUCCAGGCAGCCUAGCCUUGUUGGCUUAUGACUUGACGGAUCAGGCGGGCAGCCUGUGCUCCGAUGGUGAAGUGCAUCGGCGCCGCCUUGAGCCCGCUGGCACCCAUGCUUUGCAACCACUGGAGGAAAAGGGCGCUGCCGUUCACGCGGAGCGGGCCGCCCUGUUGGCCUUGGCAGAGCGCUUGCUUCGACGGCAUCCAGGACAGGGAGGCUGCGAGGUGUCCGGAGUGGUGCUGCUUUACAGCCCAUCCCCUCCGAGAACUGCCAGCAUCUUCACUGCCAGGGAGUUCUUGCAGCUCUUCCCGAGAAUCGAGAUGCGGGUAGCCUUCGGAGAUGCCAUGGACCUCAGUCCGAGCCUCCCUGUCACGAAGAUUGGCACGGAAACGGAGUCGAGCAAAGUGCAUGCAGCAGAGGCUUACAAUGGCAAAGCUGCUACGAAUGGCCACGCUCCAAACGGCGUGCAGGCCGGGGCGCGAAGUGCCUGA